This is a messenger RNA of Pterocles gutturalis (yellow-throated sandgrouse), 2579 nucleotides long. RefSeq names its product sushi, von Willebrand factor type A, EGF and pentraxin domain-containing protein 1-like. NCBI's taxonomy places the organism in Eukaryota, Metazoa, Chordata, Aves, Pterocliformes, Pteroclidae. The record is from RefSeq and is a predicted model, not a curated record. Gene Ontology annotation, molecular function: calcium ion binding. The annotation marks the transcript as partial. The transcript is spliced from 19 exons.
AUGUCGGCUUGUCCACCAGGAACAUACAAGCCUGAAGGUUCUCCAGGUGGAAUCAGCACUUGCAUCUCAUGUCCUGAUGAGAAUCAUACUUCUCCACCAGGAAGUACCUCCAUUGAGGAUUGUACAUGCCAGGAAGGAUAUCGUGCUGUAGGACAAACCUGUGAAGUCGUUCACUGCCCUGAACUGAAGCCCCCUGAAAAUGGUUACUUUGUCCAGAAUGUCUGCAACAAUUACUUUAAUGCUGCCUGUGGGAUCAGAUGCAAAGCAGGAUUUGAUCUUGUGGGAAGCAGCAUCAGGCUUUGUCAGCCAAAUGGCCAGUGGUCCGGAUCAGAGGCUACCUGCAGAGUUCGAACGUGUCCCAAACUUCGGGCUCCUGAAAACGGACGUAUUAAUUGUUCAACGGGUGAUAUCUCGUAUAAGACAGUAUGUUUUGUGACCUGCAAUGAGGGCUAUGAAAUAGAAGGAAACACCAAACUCACCUGCCAGGGAACCUCACAGUGGGAUUCAAAGGAGCCAAAGUGUGUAGAUAUUGAAGCUCCUCAGAUCCACUGUCCUGAAAAUAUUGAGGCUGAGACUCUGGAACAUCAUAACUCUGCUAAUAUCAGUUGGCAGGUACCAACAGCUGAGGAUAACUCUGGAGAUGAGGUCUCAGUUCACGUUACCCCAGCUUUCAUACCACCGUUUCUUCUUCCAAUUGGCGAAGUUGCCAUUACUUACACAGCAACUGAUAAGUCGGACAAUGAGGCAAGCUGUACAUUCAGUGUCAAGGUUAUUGAUGCAGAACCUCCUGUAAUUGACAGAUGUAGAUCUCCACCCCCCAUGCAAGCAGUAGAGAAUGAGUACCCAGCAACAUGGGAAGAACCACAAUUUUCAGACAAUUCAGGUGCUCCACUGACUGUCACUAGGAGCCAUGCACCUGGAGAUCUCUUUCCCAAAGGAGAGACAACAGUUCAAUACACAGCUGUGGAUCCCUCUGGCAAUAACAGGACGUGUGAAAUACACAUUGUCAUCAAAGGUUCUCCCUGUGAAAUCUCCUUUGAGCCUGUGAAUGGUUAUUUUACAUGCACAUCGGAUGAAGUGGGAGUUAACUGCACAUUGCACUGUGCAGAGGGUUAUAGCUUUUCAGAAGGAUCAAGUGAAAGCUACUAUUGUGCAUAUGAGGAUGGUGUCUGGAAGCCGCCUCAUUCUUCAGAGCGGCCUGGCUGCUCUCUAAAUCGUUUUGCAAACCAUGGGUUCAAAUCCUUUGAGAUGCUCUACAAAGCAACACGAUGUGAUGACAGCAAUCUUCUAAAUAGCUUUACUGAUGCGUUUCAGAGUGCACUUGGUAAAAUGGUCCCAUCAUUCUGUAAUGAUGUUGAUGAUAUUGACUGCAGAUUGGAAGAUCAGACACAGAAACAUUGCUUGGAAUAUAAUUACGAUUACGAAAAUGGAUUUGCCAUUGGACCAGCUGGCUGGGGGGCAGCAAACCAGCUGGAUUAUUCCUAUGAUGAUUUUGUUGAUGCAGCACAAGAAGAUUUAUCAAAGCAUCUCACUGCCUCUGUAAAGGCAGCACCUGCUCGAGUCAAAAGGCAUAAGCUCAAUGUUCCAAUGACCGACCACAAAAUCAAGUUAAUAUUUAACAUCACGGCUAGCGUGCCACUGCCUGAUGAAAGGAAUGAUACAUUGGAACUGGAAAACCAACGGCGGCUCCUUAAAACUCUGGAGACAAUCACGAACAGGCUGAAUAGGACUCUCAAUAAGGAACCCAUGUAUUCUUUUCAGUUUGCAUCUGAACUCAUUUCAACUGCCCUUUGGGUACCUACUACUCCCUGGAGCAUCAUACCUGUGAAAGCUGCUGGACUGGAUCCUACCAAGAUGAGGAAGGGCAGCUGGAAUGCAAAAGUUGUCCAUCUGGUAGCUAUACUGAGUAUCUACACUCUAGGAGCAUCUCUGAAUGCAAAGCUCAGUGCAAGCAGGGAACGUAUUCACCCAGUGGUCUUGAGACCUGUGAAACAUGUCCGCUUGGCACAUAUCAGCCAGCAACUGGAUCCAGGAAUUGUGUCUCUUGCCCAGAGAAUACAUCAACGAGAUUACUAUCAACCAGACCCAGGAAAGUCCUACUGCUUGUCUUGUCCAUUUUAUGGAACAACAACUGUCAUUGGUGCCAGAUCCAUCACAGAUUGUUCAAGCUUGAAAUGUGAAGUGGAAGUUGAUGAGUGUAAAUCAUCUCCUUGUCACAACAAUGGAAUGUGUAAAGAUGGCAUUGGGACCUUUGUUUGCCAUUGUCAACCAGGCUAUUCAGGCCUCUUGUGUGAGGAAGACAUAAAUGAAUGUAGCUCUAGUCCGUGUUUGAAUGGAGCCCACUGUGUUGAUGGCAAGAAUGGUUACCGCUGCACUUGUGCAAAAGGGUUCACAGGGCUAUUUGUGAAGAUCAAGUUGGUGGUUUCUCCUGCAAGUGCCUGCCAGGUUUUACUGGUGUCUUAUGUGAAAGAAACAUCGAUGAGUGUCUCAGCAGACCAUGUAGGAAUGGAGCUACAUGCAGAGAUGGUAUCAACAGCUUCAGGUGAAAAACAGAUGAUUGGUGUAAUACAGUAUGGAAG